CCACUUCCGGUCCCCAGAAGAAGAAGGUCUUCAUCCCACCCAGCGGGACAAGAACUGAGCGCCGCUGACUGAGAGGAUCUGGGAGGUCCCGUAGAGGAGAGUUGUAGGUGGCAGGCGAGGAACGCCUGGGUUCUGGCUGCUGGCCAGGCCCGUGACCUUCGGCCCUGGGGCCAUUGGCCGGCCGCGCCUCCUGGACGGGAGGAGAGGACGCCUGGUUCCUCUGGCUGCUAGCCUCCGCGGGUGACUCCGCUAUGGGCUCGUGCAGCUCCCAGGCUGCACUCAUUCCUGAUGUGGACCAAAUUCUCAGAGAGACCGGCUUCUCGCAAGCCAGCCUGCUCCGCCUCUACCACCGGUUCCAAGCCCUGGACAGGGAGGAAAAGGGCUACUUGAGCCGCCUAGACCUCCAGCGGAUCGGCGCGCUGGCUGUGAACCCCCUGGGGGACCGCAUUAUAGACAGCUUCUUCCCCAAUGGGAGCCAGAGAGUGGAUUUCGCGGGCUUUGCCAGGGUCCUGGCUCAUUUUCGACCCGUAGACGAGGAAGAUGCAACAACUCGGGACCCCAAGCAACCUGAACCCCUAAACAGCAGAAUGAACAAACUGCGCUUUGCGUUUCAGCUCUAUGAUCUGGAUCGGGAUGGGAAGAUCUCCAGGAAUGAAAUGCUGCAGGUUCUCCGACUGAUGGUUGGGGUUCAGGUGACGGAUGAACAGUUGGAGAGCAUCACAGACCGCACAGUGCAGGAAGCUGAUGAAGACGGUGAUGGGGCUGUGUCCUUCAUGGAGUUCACCAAGUCCUUAGAGAAGAUGAACAUCGAACAAAAAAUGAGCAUCCGGAUCCUGAAGUGACCCUGUGCCUUUGGCUCAUGCAGACCUCUAUGGGCUUGGGAUUUAUUUUUGGGCCCCCGGGAGGCAAGAUCCACAUAAGCCAUAUUCUUACUUUGAAACUCUAUUUAGGGCUUGGAAAGGGAGUUGGAGCGGUGUGUGCUGAAGUCUGAUUUGGUCGCAGGUUUGUGAAAAUCAGCCAAAUGAUCACUGGCUGAUUCACAAAUGUGCGACCCAGGGUCCAGGCACAAAAGUGAUGUUAUCAGGACUGGGUUUUGUUACCUGUGCUUCUCAGCUUGGUUGCCCCCUCUUGCGCUGGCAUCUUUCCCUCCUUGUGGUGGAGAGGGCUGCCAGGACUUUAGAUCACAUCUUCCUAACUCGUUAACUCAGAGGGGAGGCUUCUUCCUUCAAAACACCGACCAGGCAGCAUCGCCAGUCCAGCUGGCAUCUUUUCUCUAUCUCUAGGGGAAUGGAGCAUUCUAAUGGGCCAUGCCUGCAUCAGAUAAUAAUUCUGAAACCCUAGAAAUAAGGCCUGAAGACUUAGGAUAGCGUGGGAGGUGGUUGCUUUAAGGAAAAUGAAGUAAUGUGCUCAUAAAA
Arvicola amphibius (Eurasian water vole) is the source of this 1415-nucleotide messenger RNA. RefSeq names its product calcineurin like EF-hand protein 2 (gene Chp2). The transcript has 8 exons. Bases 252 to 842 code for a protein of 196 amino acids. Gene Ontology annotation, molecular function: calcium ion binding. The record is from RefSeq and is a predicted model, not a curated record. Lineage: Eukaryota; Metazoa; Chordata; Mammalia; Rodentia; Cricetidae.